Messenger RNA from Macrosiphum euphorbiae (potato aphid), 357 nucleotides. Lineage: Eukaryota; Metazoa; Arthropoda; Insecta; Hemiptera; Aphididae. The record is from the annotation of a GenBank genome assembly.
AUGCUCAGAACGUCCACCUCGCCGCCGUCGUUGCAAAAGGCUUUACGUAGUGGUAGUGACUUCGAAUUCGAUUCGGGCGACAAAAGCGGAUACUCAACAUACGUAUUACAGGCAUGCCUUUGCGAGAUAAUAAUAUUAUUAUACUUCUCGACCUUGUUUUCUCGUCAUCCCGCCAAUACCACCCGCACCACCCACCAACCACUCGACAACCCGCCCAAAGGAAAAGAUCUCGAAAUCCGAAUUUACACCUGUAUACCGCAAACACGGUAUCCCGUUAUCGGUAUUCAGAUACUUCAGGUCCGACCUCUGGCACCGCCGCCUGGGGAUUGGAAAUGUACAUUUUCUCGGCAUUCUUAG